AUGGGCAACCCCAGCCAGGAGUGGAAAGUGGUGAAGAUCCAACGGGUCAUCAUCAACCCUGACUUUGAGCCAAGGAAAACAGGUCUCUCCCGCAGCGCCAGCCUCUCGGAGAAGGAGCUGAAGGAGGCGAAAGCGCGCAGCCAGAGGAUCGCGGCUCAGCUCACCACGGCGCCCGGCCCCAGCUCCAAGGGUGUCCUGCUGUUCCACCGGCGCAGGCAGCGCGUUGAGGGGCUCACGGGGGCCGGGCAUGGCGGGGGGCUGCCCCUGAGCCCCGCGCCCCAGCCUCGCCAGGGGUCCAUGGAAGAGAGCCAGGGACAGGGCAUGCAGCCGGAGCCUGACCAGCCAGGCAAUCCAGGAGAAGGGAUGCUGGCAAACGCCUCCCCGUGCCAGGAGCUUCCUGCUGAAGCCCAGCAGGUCCCACUCAGCGUUUACCUGAAGGAGAACAUGGCAUCGACCGCCACUAACGGCAUCGGCGUGCAGGAGCAGGCAGCCAGGGGGAUGGAGAAAAGGGUGGAGGGGCUCGGAACUGCAGGAGCCCCUGCAGAGCAGAACACGGUGGCUCUUGUCCUGCCACAGAGCCCCGAGGAGGGGAAGAACGUCAAAGUGCCCAGAGCGGUGGCCGAUGAGGUGCCUAGCGAGGUGCCCAGCGCACCAGCGGGGACGGCCACAGGGAUGGUAUCCCCAGCCGGGCAGCAGCAGAACGGGACACAGGGCAGGCAGUACUACGAGGUCCACCUCACCCUGGCCAAGCCUAAGCCUGUGAAGAACCGGACGGCCAGACCCUUCGGCACCCAGGCAUCCCCCGCCAGUGCCCAGCCGACCGAGGAACCCCCUGCCCCCGAGCUGCCCCCACCACCAACCUACGCAGAGACCCUCAGCAGCCCCCCACCCCUCACCCGUGUCCGCUCCCCCCCUGCCUACUCGGUCCUGUACCCCACGCCGGAGCAGAAGAUGCUGCCAGCUCCACUCCUGGGCUGCGGGGUGAGCGGACCAAACCCCUUGCCCAAAACCGGGAUCCUGGAGGAGUCGGCUGCCCGGAGAGCCAGCAGAAAGUCCAUGUUCACCUUCGUGGAGAAGCCGAAGCUGGGCCCCAACCCCGACCUGCUGGAUCUGGUUCAGAGUGCAGACAGCAGGAAGAAGCAGAAGGAGCAGGGGGAACCGAGCACCGACGACGAGCCCUUUGCCCUAGGGGCUGAAGCUUCGAACUUUGUCCCCAACAGCGCAACCAGGGGUGUGCAGCACCUCCCACCGGCUGAGGAUGCUCCGGCAUGGUCCUCCUGCCUCAAGUCUCCCACCAUCCAGCCCAAGAAGAAGCCACAGCCCAGCCACAUCCUCACUGAAGCGAGAGGGAAGGGGGCUGAGCUCUUUGCCCGCCGACAAUCCAGGAUGGAGAAGUUCAUCAUUGAAGCCCCUUCCCAGCCUGAGCUGCUGCGGUGCCCAUCACCCACCAUGUCCCUGCCUCCCUCCUGGAAGUAUGACAACAAUGCUUACCUCUCACCCAUGGUCUCCAGACGCCCCUCCAAGAGUCCUUGCAGGCCCUCCAAAACCCCUCCUGCAUCGCUGUAUGGCAGCAGCCUAAUGGAGAACGAGGUGUCCCAGAAGGAGCUGGAGAUCUCCAAGCACCAGCCUUAUCAGCUCCAGUCUUCUCUCUUUAUCCUCUCCCCAUCCAAGGAGCCAGCACGGUCCAUGCCAGAGGAGGUGCCUCCACCCAGACCCUCUCUUCCCGACUCCUACCCCUAUCCCCAGCAAGCCUCCUGCCCGACCUCCCCGUUGCCUCCUUCCCCAGUUUGGCAUCCCCCCGUGGUGCCCAGCGCCGGCCAGACCACUGCCAGCCUCUUCCCCAGUGCUGCCGGGGCUCUGCCCCUGACUCAUGACAGCCGUGCCAGUCCUGCAGCCCCGGCUGAGGUGCUGCUGGCCUCCCCGUGCCGCUUGCUGCCCCCCCGGGCAAAGGCAGGCUUCCAGGCACCCCGGCCCUCCUACUCCACCAGGAAUGCCGGCAUCGAGCCGCAGGACAGGCGUUCGUCCCUCCCUGCAUCGCCCACCUGGACGCCCCGGCUGGCGCGGCGCCCGGGCAGCCUGGACGGCUGGGCCAGCCCGGCCUCGGUGCCCGAGCUGGAUGAGGGACCCCCCAUGUCCCCUCCGUGGAGCGAGAGGUCCCUGUCCCCGCUGCGGCAGGACGCGGACCCCCGGGCCAGCCGGCAGAUGCAGGCGCGGCUCGCCAGGAACAUCAUCAACGCUGCCCGCAGGAAGAGCUCCUCUCCCAAAGCCGUGGGGCUGGAGAGCUCCCGGCCCUUCACCCCCAUCUCUGCCGGGCCCCCCAGCCUGCCCCAGUCGCCCCGCCUGGGGCCAAGAGCUCCGGCACUGCAGGCUGCCAGCAGCGUGCUGGGGAGCCUGGGCAGCCCCUCGCCCAACCACAAAAGCCCCCUCCGAUCGCCCCGGGCAGGCAGCCCCCAGUUCUGUGCCUCCCCCGGGAUGCCCCGAGCCGCCUGGUCAGAGGGGCGCCGGCUCCUGCUGCCAUCCAGCGCGUCUUGCUGCCCCGUGCCCAGGCUGUCCCCCAGCCCCAAGAGCCCCCUGCCAUCCCCCGUGGUGGGUGGGCGCUCCACAGCCAAACGCUGCACCUCCCGGUCCCCGACGGACUCGGACGUCUCCCUCGACUCCGAAGACUCGGGGACCAAGAGCCCGGGAAUCCACAGCUUCAACCUCUGUCCCCGGGGCUGGACCAGCAGCCUGCGGCUGAAGACGGGGGGUCUGCCUUCGGGGGCUCCCUGCACCUCCUAGACAAGCCAGCCCCUGCCAAAAAACCCUCUCCCUCGACCCGUCAGCUCGGGUGAUGCCACCCGCUCACUAACCCCCGGGG
Molecule: messenger RNA, 2857 nt
Organism: Sturnus vulgaris (Common starling)
Lineage: Eukaryota; Metazoa; Chordata; Aves; Passeriformes; Sturnidae
Source: RefSeq, a predicted model, not a curated record